This is a messenger RNA of Callorhinus ursinus (northern fur seal), 2697 nucleotides long. The record is from RefSeq and is a predicted model, not a curated record. NCBI's taxonomy places the organism in Eukaryota, Metazoa, Chordata, Mammalia, Carnivora, Otariidae.
GGUGGUUGGGAACCUGGGGCUGCUGGCUGUGGAAGGUUGAGACGAAGCGGGCAUGGCCUGUGUGAACGGGGGCAGAGCAGGCGAGCGUGCGAUGUGCAAGCCUGAGCAGAAGGGAACGAGAGGCGGUCAGCCGCGUCCGGGCUGUCCGGCCACGAGUCAGAUGAGGACAGGACAGGCACGUGGCGGGUCGAGGGUGUGUUCGUGGAAGGUGGGGUGCGGUGCAUGGCGAGGAAGUAGAGGCUGCGAGUAUAGACGGCCAUUCUGGGGGGACUUCUGCUAUGCACAGGUUUGGAGAAGGCCGCCGCAGGAGCUGGAGGCCUGUGUGGGGGCUCCCCCCUCACCCCGGGGGGGGGGCGGGGGGAGGGGUCCUUGUCCCUGCCCUGAGGGAGACACAGGUGUGGCUCUCUGCAGAGGGGACCACCUACCUACUCCUGGGGGACGGGAGGGAGGCUGCCUGAGCAGGAGCAGGACAGAGCCAGGCGCCGGAGUGAGCCAGAGGGCUAGGCCCCAGAGCACAGCUGAGGGCGGCUCCCCUGGAGAGACAGAGGGAAGGCAGCGGGUCUGGACGUGGGGACAGGCAGGACGGUGGAUUGGGAAGGGGGUGAACAUGAGGCCGCCUUGCUGGUCACUGGGCCUUGUCUUUGAGAGUGGAUGUGGUUUCUUCAACAGGAGAAUGCCGUUGAGGCCAGGUUUAUGUACUUCAGGACCUGGGAGCAGAGAUGAACCGGAGAAGGUGGUACUCAGGGGCUCAGGGUAGAGCCCCAGGCCCGAUGAUAAUGAUGAUGGGCAGCCACUGUUUGUAACUGUCCUGUUAGGUGUCAUGUACUGGGCUAGGCGCCCUUGGCACCUUGUCCCCGAUCCUCGCAGCCACGCGGGAGACGGAGGCUCCGUCAGGUACCGGGACCCAGCUGAGGUUCAGGCCCCGGGGGCCCCACUCUUCCCACUGCACAGCUCUGUCCUCCCGUGAGGAGGGCGGACCCCCCCCCCAAUCCAGGUGCAAGGGCAGGGGGUCCAUGCACUCAGAUCCCCUUGCAGUCAUGGGCCAUCUGUCUCUUCCUCGGCACCUCCUUCUCAGGUCCGGAGUGAGGUGACGGUAGCGCUGCUGUAGCGGGUGAUUUGAGGAUUGAAUCCUCUGGUGUGUGGUUCGUGCCCCUCCCCUGUGCCUGGCAUAGAGGCAGUGCGUGCGCCCCGGGACCAGUUGUUCCUGCUCUUGUAUUUCCUUUCUCUAGGCUCGGGUCGGGGUUGGGGGGGUCUGUUGAUAGUGGAGAGCAGUGGGGCAGGAAGGGGUCCGAGGAGGGUGGCACCCAAAGGGGCCGGGGCCAUCUGAGAUCGCUGGGGCGCCCCCAGCGCUGAGCCGAGGUUAGAUACCAAGGAUUUGUGCUCCGCCGCCCCGGGACAGGGGCCCGGGGAUCUGCAGUGUCUCGGCGGUGGCAGGGCCAGGGACCCGAGUGGGUUGGCAGGAGAAGAAGCGAGGCCCGGGACUGGCCCUGUCUGUGCUGGGAGGGGGCUAGAGCCAGCUUGCCGAGUCGUGAAACCCAGGGGCCCGUCCCCCUCUGUCCUCUGCUGGGGCUCCGUGGCCUCUGUUGUAGCACCGACCACGUGCUGUCCCGGCCGUGCCUUUCUCUAGCCGUCUGCGCCAUCGUCCGAGAGCUCGCCCAAGACUCUGUCUGAUGGACACGUCGUCCUGAUCCCCGGCCCCUUCCUUUGGGCCUGUCGGCUGACUGUGUCGUGAUAGGAAGAAGGAGCCAGGGCUCUCGGCUCCCCCACCGCCCAGGCCAGGGGAGGCCCCAGGAGCUGUAGGGAGAUGCAGUUCGGCUGCCUCUCCUUCCGGCAGCCUUACGCAGGUUUCGUCUUAAACGGGGUCAAGACCAUGGAGACGCGUUGGCGUCCUCUGCUGAGCGGCCACCGGAACUGCACCAUCGCCGUCCACAUCGCCCAGAGGGACUGGGAAGACGCCGCGUGGAGGAGGCUGCUGGUGGAGAGGCUGGGGAUGGCCCCUGCUCAGAUUCAGGCCUUGCUUCGGGAAGGGGAAAAGUACGGCCGUGGCGUGAUAGCUGGGCUUGUUGACGUUGGGGAAACGUUGCCGUGCCCAGAGGACUUAGCUCCCGAUGAGGUCGUGGAACUGGAAAAUCGAGCUGUGCUGACCGGCCUGAAGCAGAAGUACCUCACGGUGCUUUCGAACCCCAGGUGGUUGCUGGAGCCCAUCCCCAGGAAAGGCGGAAAGGAUCUCUUCCAGGACCUGGGGCUGCCACUCCAGACAGUCUUUCUUAGACAGCUUCCAUGCUCAAGACCCUUGGAGAGAAAUGACUGCUCGUCGGUGCUCCAAAGGCCCCAGAGAUGACCGGGGCGGGUGGCCGCCUUACGCGGGGCCAAAGCCCCAGUCAGGCGACUCGGCAGAGCACAGCUGAGGGGGCUGCGAGGACAGCCACCCCCAAGGGGCUCGCCACAGCUUCUGCGCAGCCCUGUGGCCAUCGAGAAAGGGGCCGAGCGCUGGGCUAUGGGGCCCAAGGCCCGGCGCCUCCGCCAAGCGAGCCUGGCUCUGUGGCCUUGCCUGCCGCCCCUGCCUUCGGGCCUCCGUCCUUCAAGCCGUCCGUUGCUCCCUGGGUCCCGGGAGCUGCCCCCUUCCUGGGCUCCAUGCCCCGCAGGCACCGCCCUUCCCCUGCGGUUGGCUCAGGUCCCAGCGCAGGGGACUUUCUC